AUGUCUGAUCUUUUCCUCCGCCGCACCGGUUCUCCAACUCAGAUUCAACCCAUUCCACUGCCUCAUUUCUAUUCGAAGGAGCUUACUCCAUCUACAACACUCUCGAUGAGUCGUACCGAGUCGGCACAGAUACAUCCCGAUAGAUAUCCCGGUUCAAUCACACUUCCAAUCGAAAUCUGGGAGCAUGCGUUCGACUACCUCGUCCCAUCCUCAUGGAACACAGAAAAGAUGCUGAAAGACUUGAGUCGCUUGCGCACAUGUGCCACAGUCUGCAGAUCGUGGCGUGCACGCUGUCUUUUCCAUCUACGGCAGUAUGUUGUCCUAGAGGAUCGACGGCAGGCUGCUAGGAUUGCGAAGAGACUUAGUCGAGAUCGACGCCUCGCUGCGGCAGUCACCACGGUGGUCGUUUCCAAAGCGGAGGCUUUGGGCCCGUUUGCGACUAGCAUGGCACGGAAGCUAGUACACGUACGUACCCUGGUGCUUAAGCCGCUGUCGAUCCAGGAGGACUGGAAGCCAAAGCUUCUGCAUGCGGACAUAUUCUUGCAUCUACGGAUCGCGUUUGACUCAGUGACGAACCUUUACAUUGAAUUCAACUGGGAAUCGCUUUUCCCAUCCGCAGUUCUUCUCGCCCGCUUCCUGUAUUCUCUUCCACAGCUAUCACACUUUUAUUGUCGUGGUGGGCUGAAGCGCCAAGAUGAUCCGAAGGACUUUGAUUUCAAUCCGCACGUCGUGCUUCAGCCGAGCGACUGGCCUCUCGCCCAUGUUGAUUUAGACUAUGCCGGUGCGACGGGCGUCAUGCAUUUUCUCGUGAAAACAUCGAUCGCCGCAACUCUCACGAGCAUAUCAGCUGAGAUGCAAGCACUGAAGGACGGCAAGAUGUUGGAAGCGGCUGGGAAGGUACUGCGAGAUUUGCAUGUGAGGUUUGAUGUCAAUUCGGAUGAUGUGCUGAGGCGGAAGAGGGGUUGGAAUGAGGAGUUCAGUCGACAGCUUUUACAGAAUACCAACCUCCAGACAUUCACUGCUACGAUAUUUCUCUGGAACUACCACCGCAAGAGGCUCUAUGGCCUUCGUACCUUGCUAAGCGGGCCUUUGCCGUCGAAUCUGCGUGAAGUCACGGUGAUUUUCAAGAUGGAUUGGUCGCGUGAAGAAAUCGAGAGCCUACUCAGAUGUCUUAAUGAAGAUAUCUGUGCGCAGAUUGAUGAGCUGCUGUCUGGUCCUCAGUACAAGAUGCUUCAUACCGUGUCCUUCCACAUUGAUGGGUACGUCGACGCCUUGGAUCUCCAGGACCGCUCAGACCAUCCGACGGAGAACGAAUGGAAAGAGCUUCUUUCACCACGAUUACCCAGAUUAUGUGCGCGCGGGCUGCUCCGGACACCUGCUACUUUGUACACUGAGCCAUAA
Fibroporia radiculosa is the source of this 1401-nucleotide messenger RNA. RefSeq lists its product as uncharacterized. The transcript is spliced from 3 exons. The record is from RefSeq and is a predicted model, not a curated record. Bases 1 to 1401 code for a protein of 466 amino acids. NCBI's taxonomy places the organism in Eukaryota, Fungi, Basidiomycota, Agaricomycetes, Polyporales, Fibroporiaceae.